AUGGCGCCGCCCAUCGUCUGUGGGAUCGCGAGCGCCCUUGACGGCGGGAAGGGCCGAAUCAGGGAGGCGGUGGAGGCCGUCUGGGACGGCAACGGCGCCGGAGCGCUACACGUCGCCGCCGCACACGGGAGGACACGGGUGUGUGCUUACCUAGUUGAGGAGCUUCAGAUGGAUGUCAACGAUACUGCCGUCCUGUCAGGUGAUACACCUCUCACCUAUGCAGUUCGUUCAAAAAAAAAUGUGGAUGCUGUGAGGUAUCUUCUAGAUCAUGAUGCUGAUCCAAAUAAGCGUGUGCAUCAUGGGUGUACCCCACUAAGUAUCGCAGUUGGAAAAGGAAUAUGUGUAAUGGUAGAGCUCUUGCUCUCAAAAGGAGCUGAUGUUAAUUCUUUGUCUUGCGGCGGGACGCCACUGCAUGUUGCUGCAACGGAAAAUCAUGGUGCUGUUAUGAAGAUUUUACUAGACUACAAUGCAGAUGAUCACCCUGUGUACAAAAUGGAUCUGGCUGAUUUGAAGUUAGAAGGAAGCAAGGCAUACAACAAAAAGGAUUAUUCUACUGCAGUAAAACUCUACUCCGUGGCUAUAAUGAAAUCCGAUUCUGGCGAUGCAACAUUGCUUUCAAAUAGGAGCCUUUGUUUUAUUAAAAUGGGUGAAGGAGACAAGGCUUUGGUUGAUGCUGAAGCUUGUAGGGCUCUGCAGCCUUAUUGGCCAAAAGCCCGCUUCAGACAAGGGAUUGCUCAUAUGCUCUUGAAGAGAGGCUUUGAACUCCUUGAAGAUAUCUCGUGCGACAUGACAACAAAGCUCUCGGAAUUGUCCCUUGCCCACAGCCACAAGAAUAUUAUGCAAGACUUGCAUGGGAGUCCCGCUUAA
This is a messenger RNA of Miscanthus lutarioriparius, 867 nucleotides long. The record is from the annotation of a GenBank genome assembly. NCBI's taxonomy places the organism in Eukaryota, Viridiplantae, Streptophyta, Magnoliopsida, Poales, Poaceae.